AUCAUGGGAACAAUGGAGAAAAUAAGAUAUCGGUUUAUUACCGUUUUCAUUAUAACAUUAGCGGUGUUGCUGAACACAUGCCAGUCUCAACAAAAUACUCUCUUCAAUCAAUCACCAUUUCAACGACAGACACCGAAUUUCCAACGUCAGCAAUUACGACAACGUCAACAAUUACAGCUGCAGCAACCGCAACAGCAGUCGGCGUUCCCUGUAAAUCCCCUAGCGCCGGGUAUUAACCCUCUACAACCCAUAUCGCCACUGUUACCACAGAGUAUUUAUCGUAAUUACAAUCAAAACUUUGUGCCAAUAACGGCAUAUCAAAACGAACUAAACUAUGAUGGAAGUUUUCAAUACGGCUAUGCAGCUGGUGACGGAACAACUGCACAAGCACAGGGUUAUGUGAAGAAUUUGGGCCUAGGUGAAGCUGUAGAAGCUCAGGUUGUACAAGGCUCGUAUUCCUACACAUCACCCGAGGGAACACCGAUAACAGUGCGUUAUAUUGCCGAUGAAAAUGGAUUCCGUGCCGAAGGUGCCCACAUACCAACACCACCACCCAUACCAGAUGCCAUUGCCAAGUCGUUGCAGUUCAUUGCCAACACUCAACCCUAUCAAGACGGUAUAAGUCCAAACCUCAAUCCUUAUCAAACACCUUAUCGUCAAUAUUCCAACCUAUUGAGACCGGGGCAGACACAGCUAACCCCUCUGCAAUUGCAACAGCAGCAACGUUUUCUGCAACAACAACAGAAUUCCGGACAAUAUCAACCAGACUCACAAUUUGGUUAUCCUCAGACAUCGCUUCAGCAGGGUGCUAAUCAAUUUCAUUCAACACCCCAGGCGGGUUCGCAAGGGAACUUUUUGCAACAACAAAAUCUGCAGCAGCAACAACAACAGCAACAAUUAAAUAAACAACAGCAACAGGGUGAUCCACAGCAACAACAACAGCAGCAGCAACAACAAUUGACCACACAGGAAUUAAGAGCUCGACCCAAUCAAUUGGUAAAUCCUUUCGGUUACAACAACCCAUAUCGGCGAUUUAAGAAAUCCACUGCGAAAACAUCAACGAAAAAUGAUUAA
This is a messenger RNA of Musca vetustissima, 1074 nucleotides long. RefSeq lists its product as uncharacterized. Gene Ontology annotation, molecular function: structural constituent of chitin-based larval cuticle. Bases 4 to 1074 code for a protein of 356 amino acids. NCBI's taxonomy places the organism in Eukaryota, Metazoa, Arthropoda, Insecta, Diptera, Muscidae. Gene Ontology annotation, cellular component: chitin-based extracellular matrix. The transcript is spliced from 4 exons. The record is from RefSeq and is a predicted model, not a curated record.